Messenger RNA from Pipistrellus nathusii (Nathusius's pipistrelle), 1824 nucleotides. The record is from the annotation of a GenBank genome assembly. NCBI's taxonomy places the organism in Eukaryota, Metazoa, Chordata, Mammalia, Chiroptera, Vespertilionidae.
AUGAUGCGCGCCGCGUGGGGGGCGCUGGCGGCGCUGGCGGCCGUGGCGUGCCUGGCGGGCGCGGCGCGCGGCGGGCCCGGGCCGGGGCUCAGCGCGUUCGCGGGCCAGGCGGCGCCGCCCGACCCCUGCUCGGACGAGCACGGCCACCCGCGCCGCUGCAUCCCGGACUUCGUGAACGCCGCCUUCGGCAAGGAGGUGCGCGUGUCCAGCACCUGCGGCCGGCCGCCCGCGCGCUACUGCGUGCUGAGCGAGCGCGGCGAGGAGCGGCUGCGCGCCUGCCACCUCUGCAACGCGUCCGACCCGCGCAGGGCGCACCCGCCCGCCUUCCUCACCGACCUCCACAACCCGCACAACCUCACGUGCUGGCAGUCCGAGACCUACCCGCAGUUCCCGCACAACGUCACGCUCACGCUGUCGCUGGGCAAGAAGUUCGAGGUGACGUACGUGAGCCUGCAGUUCUGCUCGCCGCGGCCCGAGUCCAUGGCCAUCUUCAAGUCCAUGGACUACGGGCGCACGUGGGUGCCCUUCCAGUUCUACUCCACGCAGUGCCGCCGCAUGUACAACCGGCCGCCGCGCGCGCCCAUCGCCAAGCAGAACGAGCAGGAGGCCGUGUGCACCGACUCGCACACCGACAUGCGGCCGCUGCAGGGCGGCCUCAUCGCCUUCAGCACGCUGGACGGGCGGCCCUCGGCGCACGACUUCGACAACUCGCCGGUGCUGCAGGACUGGGUCACGGCCACCGACAUCCGCGUGGCCUUCAGCCGCCUGCACACGUUCGGCGACGAGAACGAGGACGACCCGGAGCUGGCGCGCGACUCGUACUUCUACGCCGUGUCCGACCUGCAGGUGGGCGGCCGCUGCAAGUGCAACGGCCACGCGGCCCGCUGCGUGCGCGACCGCGACGACGGCGGCCUGGUGUGCGACUGCCGGCACCACACGGCGGGGCCCGAGUGCGACCGCUGCAAGCCCUUCCACUACGACCGGCCCUGGCAGCGCGCCACGGCCCGCGAGGCCAACGAGUGCGUGGCCUGCAGCUGCAACCUGCACGCCCGGCGCUGCCGCUUCAACAUGGAGCUCUACAAGCUGUCCGGGCGCAAGAGCGGGGGCGUCUGCCUCAACUGCCGCCACAACACGGCCGGCCGCCACUGCCACUACUGCAAGGAGGGCUACUACCGCGACAUGGGCAAGCCCAUCACCCACCGGAAGGCCUGCAAAGCCUGCGAUUGCCACCCCGUGGGUGCUGCUGGCAAAACCUGCAACCAAACCACCGGCCAGUGUCCCUGCAAGGACGGCGUGACCGGCAUCACCUGCAACCGCUGCGCCAAGGGCUACCAGCAGAGCCGCUCCCCCAUCGCCCCCUGCAUCAAGAUCCCCGUGGCGCCGCCCACCACUGCAGCCAGCAGCGUGGAGGAGCCGGAAGACUGUGAUUCCUACUGCAAGGCCUCCAAGGGGAAGCUGAAGAUCAACAUGAAGAAGUACUGCAAGAAGGACUAUGCCGUGCAGAUCCACAUCCUGAAGGCGGACAGGGCGGGGGACUGGUGGAAGUUCACGGUGAGCAUCAUCUCCGUGUACAAGCAGGGCGCCAGCCGCAUCCGGCGUGGUGACCAGAGCCUGUGGGUCCGCUCGCGGGACAUCGCCUGCAAGUGUCCCAAGAUCAAGCCCCUCAAGAAGUACCUGCUGCUGGGCAACGCGGAGGACUCUCCGGACCAGAGCGGCAUCGUGGCCGACAAGAGCAGCCUGGUCAUCCAGUGGCGGGACACGUGGGCGCGGCGGCUGCGCAAGUUCCAGCAGCGCGAGAAGAAGGGCAAGUGCAAGAAGGCCUAG